AUGCCUUUCAGAGCCUCCAUCAACGACUCCUCCUCCACAUACUCCGCCUCCUCGAAAGCAUCCACCCUUAAGGGCGUCGAGACCAUGCACAAGAAGUGGUUUGCGAUGAAGACCAAGAGCGCCAAGCCAUCGUUCUCUCUGUCUCCCACCGAAGCUCUGCACAACGAGGCCGUCGCCAGCUACUUCUCUAUGCGGUGA
Molecule: messenger RNA, 198 nt
Organism: Aspergillus clavatus NRRL 1
Lineage: Eukaryota; Fungi; Ascomycota; Eurotiomycetes; Eurotiales; Aspergillaceae
Exons: 1
Coding region: 1-198 (65 amino acids)
Source: RefSeq, a predicted model, not a curated record